AGUUCAACUUUGAUGCGACAAAUAAUAUGGCUGAGUAUGAAGCCCUGCUACUCGGCCUACAACUAGCAUUAGAGUUGAAAAUCAGCGCAAUUCAAGUGUACAGUCACUCCCAACUGGUGGUAAACCAAAUCAACUCUAUUUGCGAAGUCGUUGAUCCUGUGAUGGUAAAGUAUGUAACCUUGGUGGCCGAGCUGAAGUGCAAAUUCCAGAAAUUCUGUCUGAGUAAAAUCCCCCGAGCUGAGAACGAACAAGCAGAUUCACUAUCCAAGUUUGCCUCUGAUAGCUCUUUCAGCUCCAGAUCCGUUUUUGUAGAGGUCUUAGAUGAACCAAGCUUCACGAAGCCUCAGGUGAUGGAGAUUAGCACAAACCAUGAUACGCCGAACUGGAAUGAUUCAAUUGUCUCCUUCUUACGAGAUGGGAUAGUACCUGAGGACAAGCAGGAGGCAAUGAAAUUGAGGAAGAAAGCAUCUCGAUAUACACUUGUUGAUGGAGUCCUGUAUAAGAGAUCUUUCUCACUUCCUCUUCUACGGUGUUUAAACCCCUAUGAAGCUGAAUACGCACUUCGAGAGGUACAUGAAGGUGUCUAUGGGAGCCACGUCGGUGCUAGAACUCUGGCUCACAAAGUCUUAAGACAAGGAUACUACUGGCCAAACAUGUGCAAAGAUGCCACUUACUUUGUUCAGAAAUGCUCGAAAUGUCAAUUCUUCGCACACCUGACUCAUCAACCAGCAGAAGAGCUCACGAACUUGGUAGCGCCGUGGCCAUUCGCUCAGUGGGGACUAGAUCUUUUGGGUCCAUUUGUGAAAGGGGUUGGUGGUGUAACCCAUCUGAUUGUCGGUGUGGAUUAUUUCACAAAAUGGGUUGAAGCUCGGCCUUUAUCUAGUCUUACCUCCAAGAAGGUCGAAGAUUUUGUUUUCAGCUCAAUCAUCUGCAGAUAUGGGAUCCCGAAUCAAAUUGUGGCUGAUAAUGGAACUCAAUUCAAUUGUUCCUCGUUCCGAGAUUUCUGUUCUAGUUAUGGCAUCAAGUUACAAUUCACCUCCGUUUACCAUCCAGAGUCCAAUGGCAUGGUAGAAUCUGUUAACAAAUGCAUUUUGGAGGGAAUAAGGCCGAGAUUGGAGCAGCAUAAGGCCAAGUGGGCAGACGAGCUCAACAACAUCCUCUGGGCAUACAGAACCACGAGCCGAACUGCCACAGGUGAAACACCCUAUCACCUGGCCUUUGGUACCGAAGCAGUCAUUCCUGUUGAGAUAGGAGUCCCAAGCUUCCGGGUCACCCAUUUCGAUGAAGAACGAAUUGGACAACUGCUUCGGGAAAACCUUGAUCUGCUUGUCGAAGUCAGAGAAGAAGCUCGACUUCGAACUCUUGUAUACAAGCAGAAGCUAGCCAACUUCUACAAUAAACGGGUUCGCCCUCGAACAUUCAAAGUAGGAGACCUUGUUCUCAGGAAAGCUGGCCUAACGAGGUUUGAAACUCGUUUUGGCAAACUUGCCCCAAAUUGGGAAGGUCCUUAUGCCGUGGCCGAAGUGCCACAUCUUGGUGCCUAUAUUCUCCAAGACGCUGAAGGAAAAAGAGUUCCUAGAGUCUGGAAUGUCAAUAACUUGAAGAAAUUUUACCCCUAAUGAAAUUCUUCCAAGCAAUCUAUGUCUUACUAUUCUUUAUGCUUUUCACUUCGUGUUUGUUAAAAUUGAUUUUAUCUCUUUUUCCAUGUAUCCGAGGUCAAUUAGUACUUAAGCCUCACUUCUGCUUAAUAAAAGUUACUUCACAUG
This is a messenger RNA of Rubroshorea leprosula, 1766 nucleotides long. Lineage: Eukaryota; Viridiplantae; Streptophyta; Magnoliopsida; Malvales; Dipterocarpaceae. The record is from the annotation of a GenBank genome assembly.